Messenger RNA from Cavia porcellus (domestic guinea pig), 4197 nucleotides. It is a transcript of the gene Stat1, whose product is annotated as signal transducer and activator of transcription 1. Bases 267 to 2519 code for a protein of 750 amino acids. The record is from RefSeq and is a predicted model, not a curated record. The transcript is spliced from 24 exons. Gene Ontology annotation, biological process: defense response; response to peptide hormone; type I interferon-mediated signaling pathway. Gene Ontology annotation, molecular function: RNA polymerase II cis-regulatory region sequence-specific DNA binding; DNA-binding transcription factor activity, RNA polymerase II-specific. Lineage: Eukaryota; Metazoa; Chordata; Mammalia; Rodentia; Caviidae.
UUUCGUUUUCCUGCGUCCGGUCUGUGACCUGCGCUGCCUGUUUCAGACGCCUGGCUUCCGCCGUUGACCGAGACCCGGCCUCUCGAUCGCCGGUGAGAUCGAGCUUCCCCGCGGCCUGCCCCGCCCCACGGAUCCAUCCUCCCGGUGUCUGUGCCCUUCCUCGCGGCGCUGCCCGCUUCCUUUUGCGGAAAGUUUGCUCGCUGUCCCGGCCGGGCCGGGCGAGUCCGACUGCACGAACCCGGCCCCUAGAGGCGCACCCCGGCAGGAUGUCUCAGUGGUAUGAGCUGCAGCAGUUGGACUCCAAAUUCCUGGAGCAGGUUCACCAGCUCUAUGAUGACAGCUUCCCCAUGGAAAUCCGGCAGUACCUGGCCCAGUGGCUCGAAAAGCAAGACUGGGAACAUGCAGCCGCCGAUGUGUCCUUCGCCACCAUCCGUUUCCACGACCUCCUGUCACAGCUGGAUGAUCAAUACAGUCGUUUUUCUUUGGAGAAUAACUUUUUGUUGCAGCACAACAUAAGGAAAAGCAAGCGCAAUCUUCAGGAUAGUUUCCAAGAAGACCCAGUACAGAUGUCUAUGAUCAUCUUUAACUGUCUAAAGGAGGAGCGGAAGAUUCUGGAAAAUGCCAGAAGAUUCAAUCAGGCACAGGCGGGGAGUAUUCAGAACACUGUGAUGCUGGACAAGCAGAAGGAGCUUGACUGCAAGGUCAGAAACGUGAAGGACCAAGUCAUGAGUAUAGAGCAGGAGAUCAAAACCCUAGAAGAUUUACAAGACGAAUAUGACUUCAAAUGCAAAACCUCACAGAACAGAGAACAUGAAACCAAUGGUGUGGCAAAGAAUGACCAGAAACAAGAGCAGCUGUUACUCCAUCAGAUGUAUUUGAUGCUUGACAGUAAGAGAAAGGAAAUAAUUCACAAAAUCCGAGAGCUGUUGAACGCCACGGAGCUGACCCAGAACACGCUGAUCAACGACGAGCUGGUGGAGUGGAAGCGGCGGCAGCAGAGCUCCUGCAUCGGGGGGCCGCCCAACGCCUGCCUGGACCAGCUGCAGGGCUGGUUCACAGGCAUCGCAGAGAGUCUGCAGCAAGUGCGGCAGCAACUCAAGAAGCUGGAAGAGCUGGAGCAGAAACUCACCUAUGAGCACGAUCCGAUCACCAAGAGCAAGCAGGGGCUCUGGGACCGCACCGUGGCCCUGUUCCAGCAGCUCAUCCAGAGCUCUUUCGUGGUGGAAAGACAGCCAUGCAUGCCGACGCAUCCACAGAGGCCUCUGGUCUUGAAGACUGGAGUACAGUUCACUGUAAAGUUGAGACUGUUGGUGAAAUUGCAAGAGCUGAAUUAUAAUUUGAAAGUAAAAGUCUUAUUUGACAAGGAUGUGAAUGAGAGAAAUACAGUGAAAGGGUUCCGGAAGUUCAACAUCUUGGGCACGCACACCAAGGUCAUGAACAUGGAGGAGUCCACCAACGGCAGCCUGGCCGCUGAGUUCCGACACUUGCAACUGAAAGAACAGAAGAAUGCUGGCAACAGAACCAAUGAGGGCCCGCUUGUUGUUACUGAAGAGCUUCACUCCCUAAGCUUUGAAACCCAGCUGUGCCAGCCUGGCUUGGUCAUUGACCUCGAGACGACCUCGCUGCCUGUUGUGGUGAUCUCCAACGUCAGCCAGCUCCCCAGCGGCUGGGCCUCCAUCCUGUGGUACAACAUGCUGGUGACGGAACCCAGGAAUCUGUCCUUCUUCCUGAACCCUCCGUGUGCGCGCUGGGCCCAGCUCUCUGAGGUGCUGAGCUGGCAGUUUUCCUCUGUCACCAAGAGAGGCCUCAACGUAGACCAGCUGAGCAUGCUGGGAGAGAAGCUUCUAGGUCCCAAUGCUGCCCAGGACGGCCUCAUCCCCUGGACUAGGUUUUGUAAGGAAAAUAUUAGCGAUAAAAAUUUUUCCUUCUGGCUUUGGAUCGAAAGCAUCUUAGAACUCAUUAAAAAACACCUGCUGUCUCUCUGGAAUGAUGGGUGCAUCAUGGGCUUCAUCAGCAAGGAACGGGAGCGCAUACUGCUCAAGGACCAGCAGCCCGGCACCUUCCUGCUGCGGUUCAGCGAGAGCUCCCGCGAGGGUGCCAUCACCUUCACCUGGGUGGAGCGGUCACAGAACGGAGGCGAACCUGAGUUCCACUCGGUUGAGCCCUAUACCAAGAAGGAGCUUUCCGCCGUCACUUUCCCUGACAUCAUCCGCAAUUACAAAGUCAUGGCAGCGGAGAACAUUCCAGAGAACCCCCUCAAGUACCUCUACCCAAACAUUGACAAAGACCACGCGUUCGGAAAGUACUACUCCAGGCCGAAGGAGGCCCCGGAGCCCAUGGAGCUCGACGGCCCGAAGGGAACUGGAUACAUCAAGACCGAGCUGAUUUCGGUGUCCGAAGUUCACCCUUCCAGACUUCAGACCACGGACAACCUGCUCCCCAUGUCUCCCGAGGAGUUCGAUGAAGUGUCUCGGUUCAUGGUUCCCGUGGAAUUUGACAGCAUGAUGAAUGCAGUCUAGAGCGUGAAUUUUUCUCAUCUUUGGCGACGUUUUUCCUUCCCACCUGCGAUCCCCUCACGCUCCUCUGUCCCCUCACGUCCCAUGUUUCUAGGGAAAUGAAAGAAAAGACAAGAAACUGCAACCUGUGGUUGCCAGUGAAUAUUCUUCUAAUUCAAAAACUGCCAUCCUGGAGGACUUCAUGCAUCUGGCUGAUGGUGACAUUGAAAGACUCUCCACAGAGGGGAUUUGCAAAAACACCCAGAGACCCUGAAAUCUCACGACUCCAAUGAGAGUCCUCUGGGAAAGGUGAGAAGUUUGGCAGCAUCUGAAAAUGCUUUGAAGUCAGUGCCUGAGAGUGACAGUCGCCAGACAGAUAGAUACGGUUAGGUGGGGAGCUUGCUGUAGGAGGGGGAAUUUCUGCUCUCGAAAGUUCUAUGCGAUCUCUCUGCUUUAAGUAUGGCUAGAAGUUUUGCAUCAUUUUAUCUGUGGAAUAAGUCAAAGCCAGUUAAAUGGUACAUGAACACUUUAUCAUAGAGGUACCAGUCUCCUGUCUGGGUAGGAGAUUGUGAACUAAAGAUAAAUUCUGUCUUGAGGAAAUUAGGGUUUUUGUCAGUUAUGGCUAAUGCAGUUGGCUAAUAAGCAGUAGAAGAGAGUCCAUGAGUACUCCUUUCUGCUUAAUCUUGAAUAUCCAAAGCUGAGUCUUUUCUGCUUUUGUCAUGGUCACCAGUGAGUAAAACUGUGGCAUUUUAGCAAGAGCCAGCCCAUGAGCAACAUCUCCCUUGAGGGAAAUCUCCUUUUUUAAAAACUUAAAAUUAUUUAUAGAUGUAGACAAACCCACAAAUUGAACUCAUGUUUCUUCAGUAAUCUCUUAGCCAUACAGUUGAGAAUGGCGCAGGAAAAGUAGUAGCUGGCAACUCGAAUCAUUAAUGAGAAAUAAUGCAAGAACCCAGUAAUGAAAAUUCAUGUCCUAUGUACCUGCACUGAGAACUGCAUAUUCUUCCGCGAUAAAUGUGUUUUCCUGACCAUCACCCUUGCGAAUGGCUCCGUGAUCAGUCCUGUGCCGCUUCCAUGCCUCUCUGGAUGCAUGGUGGCGUGUGGCAUGCUGCGUGUGCAGUGUACCCUUCCUUUCCUCCUCACCUCUGACACCCAGUGCUUCUGGGCUGUCAAGAGGGAUCCGCCGCCGACAGCUGAAUACCUGGUGUCUCCCUCGUCAGCUCUGUAACCGCAGUGUUGUAGAAAUGCUUUGUGUUUCUUGGGUGGAGAUAAAGUGUUCUUGAAAGCUGUUUUAAGAGCUGAGCUAAUAUCCAUAUUGCAUUAAACAAUCUGUGCGUCGUUUAGAGCUACACCAGAAUCAAGGCCUCCUCUCUGUUUUUACCUAAGAGACCAUGAACCUGGCUGGAAUUCGGUUCACUUUCUAAACAGAAAUAAGAAACAUUAUAUUUUAAGCAAUACUUUUUUUAAUUGCUGGGAUUUAAUCGUUUGCCGUAUUUUCAUCCUGCGAGAAUGAUGCAGCAUGCUUUUGUUCCACUGCCAAAGACGGAGGCUUGGUUUACUUGAAAGAAGUAUUGAAAUUUUAAUGUUAGUCUUUUGUGAGCAUUUAGUACAAAGAUUUUUAAAAUUGCUGGCCUUGUGAAUUGGUUUAAUAUUGACCUCAUUUAUAUAUCAGUCCUUGUUUGAAAAUAAGAUGCAUACUGCUGUU